This is a messenger RNA of Aplosporella prunicola CBS 121167, 570 nucleotides long. RefSeq lists its product as uncharacterized. Gene Ontology annotation, cellular component: mitochondrion; respiratory chain complex IV. NCBI's taxonomy places the organism in Eukaryota, Fungi, Ascomycota, Dothideomycetes, Botryosphaeriales, Aplosporellaceae. The record is from RefSeq and is a predicted model, not a curated record. Bases 29 to 292 code for a protein of 87 amino acids. The transcript is spliced from 6 exons.
ACCGCUGCACAUCCCAUCUGCUGCCACCAUGUCUGACUCCGACGAGCGCGAGACCAAGCCCUUCAAGUUCGUCACUGCUGGCUUUGACGCCCGCUUCCCGAACCAGAACCAGACCAAGCACUGCUGGCAGAACUAUGUCGACUACCACAAGUGCAUUCUCGCCAAGGGUGAGGAUUUCGCUCCCUGCCGCCAGUUCCUUCUGGCCUACAGGUCCCUCUGCCCCAGCAACUGGUGCGAGCGUUGGGACGAGCAGCGCGACAACGGCACUUUCCCCGUCCGUCUCGACCAAUAGACGGUGGAUUCCGGGUUGAUGUUGGCGAUGGACCAAGAGCUUUAGAAUGCGGCUAUAACCUUGUAUCAUACCAACGUCGCGAUUCUGCCUCUCGCCCGGCACUCCCCGCUGUGCAUUCAAACGUUCAAUGGCCUGCGGAUGAUCCUCAGCUCAAUCAUGGCGGGUUCGAAUUGCGCAUUCUACUUCUAUGCCCUGCUCACGACGGUGACCGUGCCUCCUUUCAUCCGAAUUCCUAUAAACAGUUACCUCGAAAACAGGUCCAACGUGAUGUAUGAACG